Anarrhichthys ocellatus (wolf-eel) is the source of this 3820-nucleotide messenger RNA. RefSeq names its product four and a half LIM domains 3b (gene fhl3b). Gene Ontology annotation, cellular component: Z disc; nucleus; stress fiber. Gene Ontology annotation, biological process: actin cytoskeleton organization. Lineage: Eukaryota; Metazoa; Chordata; Actinopteri; Perciformes; Anarhichadidae. Bases 2377 to 3264 code for a protein of 295 amino acids. The transcript has 5 exons. The record is from RefSeq and is a predicted model, not a curated record. Gene Ontology annotation, molecular function: actin binding; transcription coregulator activity.
GAGAUUUCAAAGCCACACGGUUUCUCGGCUGCACUUUGUUGAACCCACCUCCCAUUUUCUGACACUAUAAAAACACGUCAAACGUGACCAAAAUAGGGGGGGGAGAAAAUUAUAAACAAUUACCGUUUCCAAGUGAAAUAUUUAAGUGUCUGCCUUUGUAAAUGUUCCAGACGCUGUGAUCCUGAGCAUGAACAUAUACCCAAAGAGAUCUCUCCUUAUCCAUAAUCUUCAUCCACACUGUAUAUAUCUUUUCUGAGCCAUGCGGACUCAACUGUUCCACAGGAGGGUAUUUUAACCUCCCACACUUCAUUUCCUCGCUCAUUUCCCCUCGCUGCUGCAGAACAUGGGGGUCACAUACCCUGCUAAUGCCUCGCUGUGUUCAGUAAUAAUGGUGGGAUGGUGCUAUUGUCAGUGUGCCCAGCCUUAUUUCCACCUGUCCUUCCUCUGCCCCAAGAGCUCCAGAUCAAGUCAUUUAUUUGAAUUAAGUAUAAGGAGGCUAUACUUCAGAUGCAUCAUCUUGUUUUUAAGAGGCUCCAGACAACCGAGUACAUUAAUGACUAUAUAUCAGUGUGAUGCAGGGCUUAGCUACACUUCAAAAUAUAGUAGACAAACUUUACAAAUGUAACUAAACUAGACCCAUCAACAUCUUUUGACCCUGAAAUUAUGAUAAAACAUUGCUGAGUGUCGUCAUUUUGGACCCUGUAUUUUCUCUUUCUUAUUUCUUCAGCAAAAACAACCAAAAGCAUCUCCCUCCUUUGAGUUACGUUUAUCUUAAAAUCUGUUUAAAAGCAUGUCUGUAAAAAUUUUAUGCAGCAUAUUCAGGGUCAAUAUGAUGAAAACACACAUAUUUGGAGUUCAAUUGGACUUCAAUUUUGGCAAUCAACCCUAUUUCCAAUCACAAAAAUUAGUUUGGACAUAACAGAAAGCUAAAGUUGCGGCAAUAAAACAUCUACAAGUUUGUUAUCUGCUUUUGAGAGAGAGUUGUGGACAAAAGGAGUAGAGUAAAAUGAGUUAGUAAAGGGAGUAACUUGAUGAACGAGUGGUAUGCCCUUUAGGCCAAACAAAGAUGAAAAAGCCCUCGAGAGAGCCUUUGAAAUAGAGAGCGCUGCUUCAAUUCAGCUCCCAACAAUUAAUAUUGUUUAGUUGUUCUUUCUCGAUGCCAAACCGCCGCUGGGGGUUUCGUGCAAGAAUGGGGGGGAGGAAGAGCCAGAGCCUCACAACCUUUCACUUAUUAGAGAGUAAUGAUGAAACCGGAGAAGGGGUUAUAUACAGGCCUGAUUUACAUUAAAUCAAAUCUGAGUUAGUGUUCAUUCAACCCUUUCUCUGCUUGCAGGAAAUGUUUUUCAGAUGUGAAACAUGUUUUAACAAUACUUACCUGUUAACUGCAGUAUGAUGUCUUUUGAUAAACCAUACAUUUUUUGCAUGUUGAAGGUUCAUCUAAUUCGUAUUCACCAUGUUGUUAAAGUCACCGACAACCUCCUCCUCUCAGGCUCUAGUCAUCUCAAUGUUUUCAUCCUCCGCAACCCCCGCUGCUGCUUUUCUCACCAUCAUCAACAUUCUUUCUCAAAAACUUUACGACCUCCCUACUAUAUCCCCUUCCUACUUUAACAAAGUAGGAAGAUGGGUACAUAUAGCAUAUCAAUGAACAGAUAUCCAAAACAUCCGCCUCCGGCGUCCCCCAGGGUUCAAUGCCUGGUCCUCCACCGUUCAUUGCCCUACAAUGCUCCCCUUUGUUAACACCAUCCGUCUUCAUGGUCUCCACUUCCACUGCUGUGCCGAUGAUGUCCAAACUCCACAUCUCCACUAAAUACACAAUCACUGCAACUCACUCUACCCUGACCAACUGCGCUGCCAAAAUGUAACUGUGGAUGCAGGCCAACUCUCGCAUUUAACUGAUUUUCGAAAGCAGACUCUCUUUUUGACCACCAUGCGAAUCUCAUUAACCAAGAAAGCUUUUUUACACUUCAAACAUAUGGUUUUAUUCCACCCCUCCCAGAAAGUUUUUUUCAUCCCUUCCAGACUCGACUACUGCCACAGCAUUAUUAACUUCAGUACAUCCAUAAUUGUUUAUGAUCAAGACUCAAAACUCUCCUUUUUAUUGUACGUUGCUUUUAGUGUCCUGUACUACACUUUGCCUUUAGUGUGUUGUUAGUUCUAUCAUCUUUUUAACUUGAGGGUUGAGUGUCUUUAAGCACUCUCUAUAGUGCUCUAAAAUGUUUGUUUAUUUUACUCCCACUUUUUGACAUGGCUCUUGGUCUUUAUUUCCCAGCUGUAUAUCCAAAGACUGUCUGCCUCCCUUCUUCCUGCUUUCUCUCUCUCUCUCCAUCUUAAUCAUCUUUACUCCUCCUUCCUGCGCUGUCUUCCCGCUGAUAGCGAAUGCUAAAAACUGUGCCUGUGAAUUCUCUCCGCCAGAAGAAAGACAUCAUGAGUGAACGGUUCGACUGCAAGAACUGCAACGAGUCCCUGUGCGGACGCAAAUACAUCCAGGUGGAGGACAACCCUCACUGCAUCCCCUGCUACGACCGCUUGUACGCCAACACCUGCCAGGAAUGCAAAGAAAUCAUCGGCCACAAUGCCAAGGAGCUCUUCUAUGAGAACAGACAUUACCACGCGCACUGUUUCCGCUGUUUCCGCUGCGACCGCUCUCUGGCGGACGAGCCCUUCACCAGCCAGGAGGACGCGCUGGUGUGCAGCGACUGCUACUGCAGCGAGUAUUCCUCCAAGUGCGUGUCCUGCGACAAGACGGUCAUGCCAGGAUCAAAGAUGUUGGAGUACGGCGGCUCCACGUGGCACGAGGACUGUUUUGUGUGUCACGGCUGCGAGAAGCCGAUGGGUGCCGCAGCCUUCAUCCCGGACGACAACAACUACUACUGUGUGCCGUGCUACGAGGGCAGGGUUGCUCCUCAGUGCAGCCACUGCAAAAAGGCUCUGACUAAAGGAGGCGUGACCUACAAGGACGAGGUGUGGCACAAAGAGUGUUUUCUCUGCACGGGCUGCAAGGCUCCGCUGGCUGGCCAACCUUUUACCUCGCAGGGGGAGAGUCCGUACUGUGUCAAGUGUUUCAGCAGCCUGUAUGCCAAAAAGUGUGCCGGGUGCAAUACAGCCAUCACAGGGUUUGGAGAUGGGAAGUACGUGUCUUUUGAGGACCAGCAGUGGCACCAGCCGUGCUUUAAGUGUUCACGCUGCUCGGUGUCGCUGGUGGGCUCCGGCUUCUUCCCCGACCGCGACCAGAUUCUGUGUACAGACUGCAACAACGAUGACUGACCGCCACGAACCGCACCGGCAGCACCUAUCAAACACCAGCAGAAAAACAUUAUUCUAAACCUCGGCCUUCAACACGAACACUGCAAUAUUACUAAUUCACUCAGAGUGUAAAUCUGAUGCAACGCUCAGUAUUUACAACCCGAAGCUCUCAUCAGCCUUUAGCACAUUGAAAUGUUUGUAUAAAUUCUGCAGAAAUGUCCUGCGACGUAUGUGUACGACUUUGUUUUUCGGUAUUUUUAAGGUUUUGCACACCAAAGACUAAAGGAAAUAUACAACACAUAUACAGUAUCUAAACCUUUAAAUGAAACUGUUUAACACUUGUUUUCAUCACUGCUAGGCAGAACCAAAAUUUGAAUGUUAUGAUUAAACGCUGGGCAAACGUAUUUCUACUUUUUAAAAGAUAUUCCAACUUAUAUAAAACUGCCCUCCCUCUUCUCCCUGUAUGUAAAGAAUGUGUCGAGAAUGUUCUGUAUAUUUAGUUUUCUUUUCAGCUUAAAACAGUCUUUACUGGCGUACUUACAAUAAUAAUAAAUGUAAUAAAAUAAAGGGCAUUGUA